CUCUAACCCUCUCCUGCCUCCAUUCUCCUCAGCUGCUCUGCUCUUUAUCUUUUUAUCUCCAAACUUCAUUUCUCUAUUCCCAAGGUGAUGGAUCUCCUCUAGCCUUCCCCUCACCUCUCUCCUCUCUUCACUUUUCGAGUAAUCACGCUUCUCAUCUUACGUUCUUACUUAGGCAUGCUUCAUUUCAAUUUCAUCCCUCUGAAAAUCUUAACGGAAGUAAACGACGAAAAGGCAGAGAAUAUCUCUGUUUCUUAUUAAGUGCUUUUUGUUCGUGGGCAUUUCCUCCCAUUCCCAUUACGAUCUCAUUCAGGCUAGAAUCUUCGAAAUCUUAAGUUAUCCGCUGAUUCACCUGUCUUCUUCUAUGAGCGGUUUUUAUCAUCCAUUCGUAUAACCUCCGGCAGAUCAUCGAAUUUGACCAAGCAAGAAAGACUCCAUUUUCGACAUUGAAGUGUGAACAGGGUCACAGAAUUUUGACCAUUCUUGGCUUGCCAUCUCAGAGGUUUGUGAGAUCCAUAGUGGAAAAGAAUCGAAGUAACUUGACUUCAAUUUCAUAGGAUCAAAUGUCUUGUUUGUGGAGUUGAUCAAAUGGGGUGUUGCGUAUCCACAAGCAGUCGAAGUACUUGUAGUAGUAAGAGCAAUGGCGACACGAUCUCUCCAUCUUGUUUGGAAGUAGGUUUCUGCGGGCAAAAGAGAACAAGGAGAACGUUCUCUGAUCAUGUCAUUGCUCUUCAGAAUCUGCCGUCCCUACCGAAUCGAAUUUUCACCAAUGGAAAGAGCCGGACUUCUUGCAUAUUCACACAACAAGGCAAAAAGGGUAUCAAUCAGGAUGCCAUGAUUGUAUGGGAAGACUUUAUCUCUGAGGAUGCUAUUUUUUGUGGUGUCUUUGAUGGCCAUGGUCCAUAUGGUCAUGUUGUUGCGCGCAAUGUGAGGGAUACCUUGCCAGUAAAACUACUUUCAUUUCUGCACUCUUGUGAAUCAAAGAGAAAUGGAUCUGGCUCAGGCAAAGCUUGCUUCAAGGGGAAUACUGAUGAUGGAGUCUGUGAGAAGGAUUGUUCGGCCGAGGAUGUAGUGAAUUCUGUCUGGAGAGAAGCUUUCAUGAAGGCUUAUAAGGCAAUGGACAAAGAACUUAGGUCCCAUCCAAAUUUGGACUGCUUCUGUAGUGGGAGCACGGCUGUCACUAUAGUGAAGCAGGGUUCAAAUCUGUUCAUGGGAAACAUUGGGGAUUCUCGAGCAAUCAUGGGAUCCAAAGACACCAAUGAUUCCAUGGUGGCCAUUCAGUUAACUGUUGAUUUGAAGCCUGAUUUGCCAAGGGAAGCAGAAAGGAUUAAACGGUGCAAAGGCAGAGUAUUUGCAUUGCAGGAUGAGCCUGAGGUUCCCAGAGUGUGGUUGCCUUUCGAUGACGCGCCCGGAUUAGCCAUGGCUCGGGCAUUUGGAGACUUCUGCUUGAAGGAGUAUGGUGUGAUUUCCAUACCUGAGUUUUCUUAUAGGCUGCUUACCGACAAAGAUCAGUUCAUCGUUCUUGCCUCUGAUGGGGUGUGGGAUGUGUUAAGCAAUGAAGAGGUGGUUGAGAUAGUAGCUUCAGCACCGACUCGUUCGUCUGCUGCAAGGAUUCUCGUGGAUUCUGCAGCUCGGGAGUGGAAGCUUAAGUAUCCAACGUCAAAGAUGGAUGACUGUGCUGUUGUGUGCCUGUUUUUGGAUGGGAAGAUGGACUCAGAAUCUGAUUAUGAUGAGCCCGGCUUUUCUUCAGCAACCAUCCAGAGCAACCAUUCUGGCAAUCCGGUUGAAUCAGAUGACGGCCAGAAGUCCGAGCCUUCUCUGCACCGGAACUUCACCGUGAGAUCUGCCGAUGAAAACGAGACGUAUGGAGGACUGCCGGUGGACGUGGAAGAUGGAACAAUGUCAUCAGUGGAAGAUCAGAACUGGUCAGGUUUGGAAGGUGUGACCCGUGUAAAUUCACUGGUUCAGCUUCCUCGAUUUUCUGAGGAAAGGCCAAACACUUGA
Neltuma alba is the source of this 2001-nucleotide messenger RNA. RefSeq names its product probable protein phosphatase 2C 52. The transcript has 7 exons. NCBI's taxonomy places the organism in Eukaryota, Viridiplantae, Streptophyta, Magnoliopsida, Fabales, Fabaceae. The coding region runs from base 586 to 2001 and encodes 471 amino acids. The record is from RefSeq and is a predicted model, not a curated record. Gene Ontology annotation, molecular function: protein serine/threonine phosphatase activity. Gene Ontology annotation, biological process: protein dephosphorylation.